UCAAGUCUCGGCCAUCAAUGAGUGUAGUACUUUGCAAAACAUUGACAAAAUGACAGUGAAAUUUAUUGUACUUUGCACAAUGAUUGUUCUUGCUAAUGCCGCAAUGAUACCAGCAAAUCCCGAAAGCCACCAAACAAAAUCCUCCUCAUUUAAUGUUCCACAGCAGCAACAGCCGGAAAUGGAGCAACAACCGACCGAAACCAGCCAGGAACAAGACAUGGACCCAAACUAUACUUACUCCUAUUCGAUUCAGGACAGCUGGUCCGGUGAUGUCAAGAGCCACCAUGAAAGCCGCCAGGGCGAUAGUGUCCGCGGUCAAUACCGUAUGCUGGAAUCGGACGGAACAGAACGGAUAGUGGAUUACAGAGCCGACGACAAAGAUGGCUUCAAGGCUGUGGUCCGCCACCAGCCAAAUGCUGGCAUCUCCGUACGGGCCGUCCCACUAAACUACGCGUCCAUCCACCAGUUUCCCCAGAUCCCUGCAGAUUAUGCCACAUCAAACUCACACAUGAUUCAAUACUACGAAACGCCGCUGAUCAUUGCGAAUCAAAUUCGUCACAACUGAGAGCGGAACGGACGAAACUGCGAGCAAACCCUGAGCAAACAAUGAGGCUAAAGACGUUUGAAGGCUGAAAUAGGAUGAAAAUAAAAAAAACUCUAGCAAAUAAACUCUUUGAGGGCGUUUGAUUUUAACAUAUGGAAGUUUGAUUUACACAAUAGACACGCCAUUGACGAGACAAGAUCGGCACCUAAUUAUUGGCAAUUAUCUUAUCCGGAUGAAUCGUAUACACUAGGU
Molecule: messenger RNA, 796 nt
Organism: Toxorhynchites rutilus septentrionalis
Lineage: Eukaryota; Metazoa; Arthropoda; Insecta; Diptera; Culicidae
Product: cuticle protein 7-like
Exons: 2
Coding region: 50-565 (171 amino acids)
Cellular component (GO): extracellular matrix
Source: RefSeq, a predicted model, not a curated record